UUGAUUUAUUGCAAGUUGAAGUGGCGAAAUUAGGACAGAAUGAGACAAUUUCAACAACUUCUCAUUCAAUGCCAUCACAGUCGCAUAUAAUGCCUAUGGUUGGCAUCGAAAGUCCCAGUAAUAGUAGUCUGCAUCAUCCACACCACCACCACCACACCGAUUCUGAUUAUCGUCAAUCAUCAAGUACUUCUACGACUUCACCAAAUAGACCUUCAAAAAUACAGUCUUCUACGAGUCCAUUGGCUGUAUUACCCGAAUUUGGGUUUCCUCCUUAUUACUCGCAUAAUAACAACACUAACUAUUUGCGGAUUCAUCCUUCGCCUGAAUCGGGAGGACAAAGUGGCGGUGGCUCAGCUCUAGGAUCUCGAGUUGUUGGUGGCGGCGGCGGCGGUGGAUUUGGAACAGAAAGUAGUCUUUUAAAUCCGCCAAAUGUCAAUGACAUAUCCCCUUCGAUGGAUCAUGCAAUGGAGCAUAAGCGGCGAAAGAAAGGUUGA
Molecule: messenger RNA, 494 nt
Organism: Ambispora leptoticha
Lineage: Eukaryota; Fungi; Glomeromycota; Glomeromycetes; Archaeosporales; Ambisporaceae
Source: the annotation of a GenBank genome assembly